AUGUCUGUGAAAAUCACUUCCAAAGAACAAGUCAAUGACUUGCUUGAUAAAUAUGAUUAUUUCUUAUUUGACUGUGAUGGUGUAUUAUGGUUAGGUGAUCAUUUAUUACCAUCAAUUCCAGAAACUUUAUCAUUAUUGAAAGAAAAAAACAAGCAAGUUAUAUUCGUGACUAAUAAUUCAACUAAAUCAAGAAAUGAUUAUCUUAAAAAAUUUGAAAAACUUGGUAUAAAUAAUGUUACCAAGCAAGAAAUUUUUGGAUCUUCAUAUGCUUCUGCUAUCUAUAUUGAAAAGAUUUUGAAAUUACCUAAAGAUAAGAAAAUUUGGGUUUUAGGAGAAAAAGGUAUUGAACAAGAACUUAAAGAAUUAGGAUAUACAACAAUUGGUGGUACUGAUCCAGAUUUAACUUCAAAUGGAACUCCAUUUGAUCUUAAUGAUCCAAGAUUUAGUAAUUUGGAUAAUGAUGUUGGUUGUGUUUUAUGUGGAUUGUUAUUUGAUGUCAACUACUUGAAAUUAUCUUUAACUUUACAAUAUUUAUUGAAAGAUAAUAAGACAAUUCCAUUUAUUGCAACCAAUAUUGAUUCUACUUUCCCAACUAAUGGAAAAUUAUUGAUUGGUGCUGGUUCUAUUAUUGAAACUGUUAGUUUUGCCAGUAGUAGACAGCCUGAUGCCAUCUGUGGUAAGCCAAACCAAUCUAUGAUGAACAGUAUUAAAGCUGAUUUCCCUAAAUUGGGAGAAAAUCCAAGAAGAGGUUUGAUGAUUGGUGAUCGUUUGAAUACUGAUAUGAAAUUCGGCAGGGAUGGUAACUUGGACACCUUGUUGGUUUUAACUGGUAUUGAAACAGAAGAAAAUGUUAAGCAAUUAAAUGCAAAUGAAGCUCCGACUUACUUUAUUAAUAAAUUGGGAGACUUUUAUGAAUUCAAUCAAUAG
Candida tropicalis MYA-3404 is the source of this 927-nucleotide messenger RNA. RefSeq names its product 4-nitrophenylphosphatase (gene PHO15). NCBI's taxonomy places the organism in Eukaryota, Fungi, Ascomycota, Pichiomycetes, Serinales, Debaryomycetaceae. The coding region runs from base 1 to 927 and encodes 308 amino acids. The record is from RefSeq and is a predicted model, not a curated record. The transcript has a single exon. Gene Ontology annotation, molecular function: alkaline phosphatase activity; phosphoglycolate phosphatase activity.